CGCUCUUGACCUCAUUUCGAUUCUGCUUAAUACAUGUCUGUUUAAUUUUAUCUUAUAACAGGCUCUCGUUGCCACUAAUAUCCUCGCAAACAACGCCUGCCCUUGUGGGCGAUCGCCGUCAUCAUGGGUUUCUUCGCCCAAACAUGGACUUUGACCAAGAAGAACCUCUUGAUCGUACUAGGCAGACAUUGGUUCUCCACGACCGUGAGAGCUUUCCUAGCACCCAUUAUAUUCUUCUUCAUUAUUUCAUACUGUAAAAAUUUCUUCGUACCGCCAUCGGACUUUGGUGUUGGGUCUCCUUCAACCCUCAGGACAUUCGAAGAAGCUCUCGGUGCUGGAACAGCCGGACGUACCACUAUAGCUUUUGUCACCAAUGGUCAGCCUGCUACCGAAGUUACCGACAUCAUUGACCAAUUGUCGAAUACUGUCCGGACGCAAGGAAAAACGGCUGUCACACUUUCUAGCGAGGUCGAACUUUUACAAACUUGUAGGAGCUCCGUAAGAGGAGUCUCCGGUUGUUUUGCUGCCAUCAGCUUUCAUGGAUCCCCUAGCAAUGGCGGUGUCUGGAACUACACAAUCCGGACAGACGGAAAUCUUGGUGAAAGAAUCUUCGUCAAUACUGGCAAUAAUGAUGCCGAAAUUUACGCUCUUCCCAUACAACAUGCAGUGGAUGCCUUGAUCGCUACCGGCAAUGGCUCCUCUAUCCCCCUACCUCAGCAAUACCCCUAUACGGAUGCAACUCCCGAGGAACGAGACCGCAACAUUACCCGCCUAUACAUGGGCACGCUUAUCAGUAUCCUCGGACUGGCUUACUUCAUUGGCUUCGUUGGUAUUUGCUACCAAUUGACUGGUCUGAUGGCUACUGAACGUGAGAUUGGCAUGUCUCAGCUCAUCGAGGCUAUGAUGCCUAACAAGCGCAGGUGGCAACCACAGGCCGCUCGACUGCUCUCCAGUCAUCUUGCAUUUGACAUUUUGUAUUUCCCUGGUUGGGUUAUAUCAGCUGCGAUUGUUACUAGACUCAAUUACCCUUCUUCGGACACUGGAAUUCUGAUUGGCUACUUCAUCUUGGCCGGACUGGCCCUAAGUUCAUGGUCUAUCGCUUUUGCUAGUCUCUUCAGAAAGGCUCAGCUCUCGGGUAUCACUGUGACUAUCGUCAGCAUCGUUCUUGCCAUCAUCGUCCAGGUGCAGACACCCGAUUCAACUGGCCCAAUAGUCAUCCUCGCUCUUCUAUUCCCACCCAUGAACUUCACCCUGUUCAUCAUCUACAUGGCAUACUGGCAGCGCGAUAAUUUGGCAGCUGUGCUAUCAGAGGCACCGCCAGGGGCACCAUGGAGAGUGUCUGGCACCGUAUUCUUUGUGCUAUGUGCCAUUCAAAUCGUCGUCUACCCUUUGGUUGGUGCGGUUAUCGAAAGAGCUCUGUACGGCACUGCAUCAAAGGCCAGAAAUAUGCAUCACACUGCGGACAACGAGACUGCUCGUAUCACCCACCUACAGAAGUCUUACCCUCCUAGCUGGCUAUAUCAGAAGCUCUGGUCGAGGUUUAGCAAAAACAAGCGGGAAACAGUUCAUGCUGUCAACGACAUUAACUUCACAAUUCGUGCUGGAGAGAUUCAUGUUCUGCUAGGCGCUAAUGGCUCAGGGAAGUCGACGACCAUGGACAUGUUGGCAGGGCUUCAGUCUCCAACAAGUGGAACCAUUGAUAUCGACGGAACUGGUGGUGUCGGAAUUUGCCCACAAAAAAACGUGUUGUGGGAUGUUCUAACUUGCUCUGAGCACGUAUAUUACUUCCAUCAGCUGAAAGCACAGGGGACCAAGGGCACUUCAGCCGACCAUCGAGAGCUGCUGUCUAAAUGUGACCUCGACCAUAAGAUUUCAGCUCGUUCGGAGACACUUUCUGGUGGACAAAAACGCAAACUUCAGUUGGCUAUGAUGCUUACAGGUGGCAGUAACCUCUGCUUGAUUGAUGAGGUCAGCUCUGGUAUUGAUCCUCUGUCACGUCGCAAAGUCUGGGACAUUCUUCUAGCCGAAAGAGGGCACAGAGCCAUGCUUUUCACGACACAUUUCCUUGAUGAAGGAGAUUUGCUUUCGGACCAUAUCACAAUCCUAUCGAAGGGCACCCUAGCCGCAACAGGUACAGCCGUCGCCUUGAAACAUGAACUUGGUGGUGGAUACCGUGUCAAGAUCUAUACUGAGUAUCAGUUUGACGAACCCAAAGAAUGGUCUUCCAUACCUCGUCGGAACCAUGCAGAUCAUGUCGUUUACAACCUGAACGACUCCAGCGCUGCCGCCACGUUCGUCACCCGUCUGGAACAACUCGGUGUCACGGAUUACCGAGUCAGCGGACCCAGUAUCGAGGAUGUCUUCCUCAAGCUGUCGGCAGAAUUCAACAACGACCAUACUCUCCACGACGAUGCCACGCCAUUGACCAAUGUGACUUCUCUCCAAUCAGAGAAGGGCCUUGAACUAGCCAAGGGAAGGAGAAUCUCGCUCGGCGCGCAGACAUGGGUGCUGUUCCGUAAGCGUCUGACGAUUCUGCGUCGCAACUAUCUGCCUUACCUCGCCGCUGUUCUGAUCCCGAUCAUCGCCGGAGGCCUUGUCACUCUGUUCUUGCAGGGCUUCAGUGAACUUUCAUGCUCACCAGAAGACUCUAGUUCGAGCGAGAACACUGUUUCCUUCGCCAGUCUCAACGAUGUACUUGAUUUCCCUGCCGGACCAGCCUCCCAGGUCCCCAACGCGUUGUUGAAUGCUGUUUACCCUGGACUUGGUAACGCUAUUGCGCCGGUAGCCAGCGCAGAUGCUCUCAACGCAUACGUUCGAUCGAACUAUAGCCGUGUCUUCCCAGGUGGCUACUUUAUCGCCGAGGGAGGUGCCCCUCUCUUUGCUUGGAGGGGUAAUUACGAGCUUACGUACGCUAUCCUGACCCAAAAUAUUAUGGAUAGCAGCCUGCUUGGAUCUCCGAUCAUCACAGCUUACCAGGCGUUCCAAAGACCGUGGGCUCCCUCGGCCGGAGACACCCUCCAGUUCAUCCUCUACUUCGGCCUGGCCAUGUCCGCCUAUCCUGGAUUCUUUGCCUUGUAUCCGACCAGUGAGCGGGUUGCAAAGGUGAGAGCACUGCAUUAUUCGAACGGCAUCAGAGCCCUCCCUCUCUGGCUUGCCUACACCAUCUUCGAUUUCAUGUUCGUGCUGCUCGUUAGUGUGGUCGCCAUUGUCAUCUUUACGGGAGUCUCUAGUGCUCUUUACGCACCCGGUUACCUCUUCGUCGUCUUUUUCCUCUAUGGUCUCUCAGCUCUGCUCUGCUCCUAUGUGGUAUCGUUGUUUGUCACGAGUCAAUUGGCUUCCUUCGCCUUUGCCGCGGGUAUGCAAUGUUGUUUCUUCUUGAUCUACUUCCUUGCGUACAUGGCUAUCAUCACCUACGCACCUACGGAGUCGAUUGAUAGCUAUGUCAACUACGCCCACUUCACGAUCGGUCUUGUCACGCCAUCAGGCAACCUUUUGCGGUCACUCCUGCUGACGUUCAAUGAAUUUUCGCUCCUCUGUCGCGGUAAUGAGAGAGCUUCAUACCCCGGAGAUAUAACUGUCUAUGGUGGCCCCAUACUGUACAUGACGGUUCAAGCUUUGCUCCUAUUGGCAUUCCUGGUCUAUUACGAUAGUGGAUAUAGGUUUGCCUUCCUCAGCAGAAAAAGCCGCUCCCAGGAUGCCGAAGAAAGCGAGUACCCUGACGAGGACGUCUAUCACGAGGCACAGCGGGUCAAUGACUGCAAGGACGAGCUGCGCGUCUCCCACAUCAGCAAAACAUACGGAACCAAUCUUGCUGUGGAUCGUGUGGCAUUUGGCGUGCCCCGUGGUGAGAUCUUUGCAUUACUCGGCCCCAACGGCGCCGGAAAGUCGACAACGAUAUCAGUCAUACGAGGAGACGUCCAUCCAAGCGGCGGUGACGUCCUGCUUGAGAACGAGUCUAUUGUCAAGCAGCGUGCUGCAGCGCGUUUGCACCAAGGUGUAUGCCCGCAGUUUGACGCCAUGGACGCAAUGACAGCUUCUGAGCAUUUGUACUUCUAUGCCAGAGCUCGCGGUGUUACUGAUAUCGAACACAAUGUCGAACAAGUCAUGAACGCCGUUGGACUCAGUGCCUUCCGCAAUCGUAUGGCUUCCAAACUCUCUGGUGGUAACAAGCGCAAGCUCAGUCUUGGCAUCGCUCUCAUCGGAAAUCCUUCAGUUCUUCUGGUCGACGAAGGCAGUUCGGGCAUGGACGCUGGUGCAAAGCGCAUCAUGUGGAGGACUCUCGCCGCAGUCUCUUCUGGUCGCAGUUUAGUCUUGACUACUCACAGUUUGGAAGAAGCAGAUGCACUUGGUGAUCGCGUGGGCAUCAUGGCCAGACGUAUGCUCGCAAUCGGCACCAGCGACUCUCUGCGUCGCAAGCACGGCGAUGCCUACUAUAUUCAUCUCGUCCACAAAGACGCACCACAUACCUCUGAUGCCAAACUUGCGGAGAUUACAAGUUGGAUCAAGCUCAACUUCCCCACUGCAAGUAUCGAGGAUCGUUCCUUCCAUGGUCAGAUCCGCUUUGAAGUGCCAAAUCGACCAGGAUCAAGCAUGGACGACUCGAGUAUUUCAGUUGAUGACAAGAAGGGCGCUAAAGCUACUGUCGCCCCAACUGAACGUACUGGAAUCAGCUCGCUGUUUGAGAAAUUGGAGGCUAGUAAGGAGGAGCUUGGUAUGGAGUUCUAUGCUGUCAGUCAGGCGACACUUGAUCAGGUGUUCCUCUCCAUUGUCGGCAAGCACAAUGUUCAGGAGGAGGACUACCAGAAGGCCAGGAUGGCAACGGGAGCCUGGGGAAAGACGAAGGCAUGGUUACAGAAGGUCGCCCAUGAUGCUUAGAUACCCUUUUUGGAAUUUAUCCAUCAUCUAGAUCGUAUAUACAGUUGCUAUUGAUCCUUAAUUUUGCAUCUCAC
Molecule: messenger RNA, 4949 nt
Organism: Aureobasidium pullulans EXF-150
Lineage: Eukaryota; Fungi; Ascomycota; Dothideomycetes; Dothideales; Saccotheciaceae
Product: putative ABC transporter
Exons: 1
Coding region: 124-4875 (1583 amino acids)
Biological process (GO): lipid transport; transmembrane transport
Cellular component (GO): intracellular membrane-bounded organelle; membrane
Molecular function (GO): lipid carrier activity; ATP binding; ABC-type transporter activity
Source: RefSeq, a predicted model, not a curated record